Messenger RNA from Stylophora pistillata, 923 nucleotides. RefSeq lists its product as uncharacterized. Lineage: Eukaryota; Metazoa; Cnidaria; Anthozoa; Scleractinia; Pocilloporidae. The record is from RefSeq and is a predicted model, not a curated record.
CGCGGACAUUUUUUAAGAGCAAAAAUGUAAAAUGUCUUGUCAAAAUGAAUGCAUUUUCUCCAUUAAAUCUUCCGGUCCAUUUUGUAUAAAAGCCUAAGAUAAGAUAAAGGGGCUUUCAUUUCAAAUUUCGUGCCAGCAAGAACAAGUGUUCCCGCCAUCCUGAAGCUUUCUUUCUGGAGGACAAUCUUUAUCUCUUUCAAAGAGUUGACAGCGAAUUAGACUAAGUCUUACGCCUCAAGAGAGAUGACGGAAAACGCGAAUGAUGCCUCGACAUUUCGUGCUUGGUCUCUGAGUCGACAAAAAUGUAUCGUCGUAACAGACGAUGGUGGAAAGAAGGCUCCUAAAUGUACAGGAACAGGAGAUGAUUCAGAAAAAAAAAGUCAAUUUACAAUGGUACUCAACACCGCGAACCCAAUUUUCGACGAAAACUCCGUCCACUUGGUGUUCACUGAAGGCGAUCAGAAGUACACUUUGGUUCCCGACUUAGAAAGUGACACAAUUGUAUCCGCGAACUAUGAAGAAUCUUCAAAACAUAUUGGAGCCUUCGUUAAAGAUUCCUUUGGGCAAGGACCUACUUAUGCUCUUAGGGUUGCACGGAGUCAGAAGUGCAUUGCUGCGAACAAAGAUGGCUUCCUGUCGCUGAGACCAUUUGAUCGGGUUUAUCCUCAUCCGGACACAAUUUUUUUUCUAUCUAAAGUUUCCGCAGAGUAAGCAAUGGUCAGGUCAAUAUUUAGUUGGUGCCAUCCUCUGAUGAGACAAUAAGGAUGCUUUGGAGCUUUCCAUAUUUUUGGCGCAAAAAAGGAUGGCAUUCAAAUAAAUGAUAAGGCAUUUGUUGUAUUGUUAAUAGAAACCAUUAGAACAUAGCUAGCAGAGCCGCGAAAACAAAUUCAGUAUACGUAAGCGUGAUCAAAAUCUCGAUAGUG